Rana temporaria (common frog) is the source of this 2504-nucleotide messenger RNA. It is a transcript of the gene FOXK1, whose product is annotated as forkhead box K1. Lineage: Eukaryota; Metazoa; Chordata; Amphibia; Anura; Ranidae. The transcript is spliced from 9 exons. Gene Ontology annotation, molecular function: DNA-binding transcription factor activity, RNA polymerase II-specific; RNA polymerase II cis-regulatory region sequence-specific DNA binding; protein binding. Gene Ontology annotation, biological process: regulation of transcription by RNA polymerase II. The coding region runs from base 118 to 2160 and encodes 680 amino acids. The record is from RefSeq and is a predicted model, not a curated record.
AAAUACAAGAAAAUCUGCCCAAUGGGGACAAAGCUUGCAAGAAAAAAAUAAAAAGCCACCAAACAAAACAAAACAAGAAAACUUGUUUGUACUGUUGUAACCCUCCCCUGGUGUUUAAUGUGGAGAGUGCCCCCCGUGCUGGGUGUCCUGUACCUGAGCUCACACCCCUCCUCUCGGCCAGUCCAUCUCCCUCCGCUCCGCCCGAGUACCCGCCUGCUCUUACUCACUUUCCACAACCAAAACAAUCCCACAGAGGAAGCCGCCAUGGAGGCCACAGAGGACUCGGGGGUGAUCGCCCUCCUGGCUCUACGAUCAGCUCCAUGCAGCCCCGUCCAUGGCCGACGUAAUGCCCCUAAUCUAGGAACCCCUCCGAGCGACGGACCCGUACUAGCCCGCCUGGAGGGCCGAGACUUCGAGUUCUUCAUGAGGAACCCUUCAGUCAUUAUCGGACGGGACUCCAGCCAGGGCUCGGUGGACGUCAAUAUGGGCCGCUCCAGCUUCAUCUCCCGCCGACACCUCCAACUCAACUUUGUGGAGCCCAACUUCUACCUCCGAUGUCUGGGAAAGAACGGAGUGUUCGUGGACGGGGCCUUCCAGAGGAGGGGGGCGCCCCCGCUACAGCUCUCCCGGCAGUGCACAUUCCGUUUCCCAAGCACAAUUAUAAAGAUAAGAUUUACCAUUCUUUACCAGGAAAAACAGGAGCGCCCCACCUUGCCACUCUCUCCUAUAUAUCACCAAAUUUCACCCUUAAAAAUACAUAUCCCUGAGCCAGAUGUGCCAAGCUUUAUCAGUCCUUUACCAUCACCUACAGGAACGAUCAGUGUUCCCAACUCUUGUCCUGCCAGUCCACGGGGCGCUGGGUCUUCAGGAUUGCACUUCAUUCAUAAUAUUGCUUCAGAACUUAAGCUGGCUGCAGAGUGUGCAGCCAAAGCUGCCUCAGAACAGCACACAGAGACAUCUGGAGGAGAAUGUCCCAAGGAUGCCUCUAAGCCUCCAUAUUCCUAUGCACAGCUCAUCGUUCAGGCAAUCUCCUAUGCACAAGAUCGACAGCUCACACUGAGUGGCAUCUAUGCUCAUAUUACCAAACAUUACCCAUACUACAGAUCAGCUGAUAAAGGUUGGCAGAAUUCAAUACGGCACAACCUGUCACUAAAUCGAUACUUUAUCAAAGUACCACGUUCUCAAGAAGAGCCUGGAAAAGGUUCAUUCUGGAGAAUUGACCCAGCAUCUGAAGCCAAACUUAUUGAACAGGCAUUUAGAAAACGCAGGCAGAGGGGUGUUUCUUCCUUUCCUACUCCAUUUGGUCCACUUUCUUCAAGAAGUGCUCCUGCUUCUCCGACAUACCCUGAUCUGUUGACGUCGAAUUCCAGUGGCUUGCAGACCCCUGAGAGCAUGUCACGAGAAGGCUCUCCCAUUUCACAUGAGUUUGGUUUAAAGAUGGCAUCUGUGUCCGAGUGUCGAUAUUCCCAGAGUGCCCCAGGUUCCCCAGUGAGUGCUCAGCCACUCAUUAUGGCCAAACCUACACAGACUGCAAGUUUUAUGGCAAAGCCUUUGACAUACAUGUCUGCUUCAAUCAUGACCUCACAGCCCACAAGUCAUGCUAUACAUGUUGUGCAGCAGGUUCCCACUGUCACUAUGGUUCAGGUACUGACAACACCCACCAAUUCUGCAAAUGGAUACAUUACUACAAACCAAAGACCUAUUGGUGAGGUACAUGGAAGAGUAAUGGAUUGUGGCGUUUCUACCAGAGGUGCAAAAGAUGAUGUAAACACUAUAACAUUUCCUACAGUUCCCAUUCUUCCCGGCAGAGUUAUUCAGACGAUGGCAAGUUCACUGUCUCAAGGCAUUCCUGGGCAAAAACUUACACUCUUACAACCUGCUACUACUCUCAGUUUAAUGCAGCAUUCGUCAUCAUUGAACACAAGUGGAAGAGAAAUGACUACUGCCAGUCUAGCCGGAAGUGUUUAUGCCAUUUCAAACCCACUGCAGCUUCUUGCAACUCAAGCAAGCACUUCACUUCCUGUUGCUGUGUCCAGUGUUCUUAAUCAAGAUAAGCAAAAUGAGCCCUGCCAAAAAAAAGCUCGCCUAGAAGAGAGUUGUGCAGUGCAAGCUGAAGUAAUCACAUCUACAUCCGCACAAGCUGAUGGGACUGGAGAAUGAGAAGAGAUGAAAUGUGUUAGUAGGGGUGAUUUAUUUUUUGGGGGCAAACCCAAAUGCUAGUCAUUUUUGUAAACUAGGUUUAUUCCUAUCAAUAUAAUAGACAAAGUACAAUUUCUGUACUAAAUAUUACACAGUUGACAGCUGUGCAUCACAUUCACUGACUGAUAAGGCAAUACGUGAUCGAUCAUGUACUGUACAUUUCAUUGCUGCUUUGCAGCCUUCUGCUACCUGAGAAUUUUUAAAUAGAUGCAAAGCUAUUAAUCAGCCUAUCGGUUUGGUAUUCUUUAUUGCUUUGCAUCCACCUGAUGGAGCAUGGCCAAUGACCAAUAUAAACUUUCUUCUAA